Rana temporaria (common frog) is the source of this 2078-nucleotide messenger RNA. RefSeq names its product cytochrome P450 2C5-like. Gene Ontology annotation, molecular function: heme binding; iron ion binding; oxidoreductase activity, acting on paired donors, with incorporation or reduction of molecular oxygen, reduced flavin or flavoprotein as one donor, and incorporation of one atom of oxygen. The coding region runs from base 475 to 1965 and encodes 496 amino acids. Gene Ontology annotation, cellular component: intracellular membrane-bounded organelle; cytoplasm. The record is from RefSeq and is a predicted model, not a curated record. Lineage: Eukaryota; Metazoa; Chordata; Amphibia; Anura; Ranidae. The transcript is spliced from 9 exons. Gene Ontology annotation, biological process: xenobiotic metabolic process.
UUCUUAAUAGGUAAUACAGACAACAAUAAAACCAGGCAGAGGUUCUAACCCUUUCCCCACAUUUAGGGCGUAUUAGAUUGAAGAUUUUCAUGCAUGACUAGAGUGUCAUAAAACAUAAACCAGUCCACAAAGCAAGUAGAAGCCAUAACAGUCAUUUAACUGCAAUAUUAUAUUAUGUUCAUAUUAUCCAAUGGACGCAUUCUUCUCACCUGAUAGAAGUCAACCAAGGUAAUUUGAUAUUAUUAGGACAGGUAAACAUGUCAUCCUUUUGGCAGUCAGCAUUCCAUAUCAGAUCAGGUGGGAGACUUCAGUGUACAAGAACUCAGUUCAAAUGUCAGCAAUGCCAAAAGAUAGCUGGCUCUUGUGAUCUAUUUAGUGCGCCAAUUUCAUGCCUACUGAGCUGUUCCCUUUAUAAAUAAGUCUGUAGCAGACUGAAAUAUUAUUACCUCCAUUGCAGGAGAGCAUAGUGCCGACAUGGAGAUCUUGAGUACAAGCACUCUGUUAUUAAUUGUCUGUUUGAUCUUCCUGGUCCUAAGUAUCACACAUGCCAGGAAGCAUCAGAGCAAAGGUAGGCUGCCGCCGGGGCCCACCCCAUUGCCCAUUAUCGGGAACAUUCUGCAACUAACUGGAAAAGACCUCUUCAAGUCACUCAAUAAGCUCAGUGAGAAGUAUGGCCCAGUUUAUACCAUGCAUAUGGGCAUGGAAAAAGUUGUAAUGCUGUGCAGCUAUGAUGCAGUCAAGGAGGCCCUUAUUGAUAACGCAGAUGAUUUUGGUGCUCGGGGAAGCAUGCCUCUACUGGAAAGGAUAAGCUCAGGAGGACAUGGAGUGGUCUCCAGUAACGGGGAACGUUGGAAACAGCUACGGCGAUUUUCUCUGAUGACCCUCAGAAAUUUCGGAAUGGGUAAAAAAAGCAUUGAAGAGAGAAUCCAGGAAGAGGCCUAUUUCCUUACAGAAGAAUUUAGGAAAACCAACUGUAAGUCUGUGGAUCCAACUUUCUAUUUUGCCAAAGCAGUUUCAAAUGUCAUCUGCUCAGUGGUGUUUGGAAGCCGGUUUGAGUAUGAAGACAAAUCGUUUCUUCGGCUUUUGGCCCUUUUACAUGAAAGUUUUAAACAUUUUAGCUCUAUUUGGGGACAGAUGUACAAUAUGUUUCCCAAAGUGGUCGGAAAGAUUCCGGGACCUCAUCAAAAAUUAUUUAAAGCUGUUCAUGGCAUGCAUACAUUUAUUGAAGAAAGAGUGAAAAUGCAUAAAGAAUCUCUGGAUCCAGGUUCUCCUCGAGACUUCAUCGAUUGCUUUCUCUUGAAGAUGGAGCAGGAAAAAGAUGUGCUGCAAACUGAAUUUCACGUGGAGGGAAUUGUGCAUACCACAUUCGAUUUGUUUAGUGCUGGUACAGAAUCUGUCAGCACAACUUUGCGUUACGGACUGUUGAUUUUGCUCAAACACGCAGAUGUUGAAGAACGAAUCCACAAAGAGAUAGACCAUGUCAUUGGCCGGAACCGGGCUCCUUGUAUUGAAGAUCGGUCUCGUAUGCCAUAUAUGGAUGCUGUGAUCCAUGAGAUUCAGAGAUUCAUUGACCUUGCCCCAAUGGGAGUCCCACACAAAGUAACUUGUGAUGUGCACUUCAGAGAUUUCAUCAUUCCAAAGGACACCACUGUGUAUACCGUGCUCGGCUCUGUUCUCCGAGACCCCAAGCAGUUUAAAUAUCCCAAUGAGUUUAAUCCUGGACAUUUCUUGGAUGAAAAUGGGAAGUUCCGUAGGAAUGAUGGAUACAUGCCCUUCUCUUCAGGGAAGCGGAUGUGUCUGGGCGAAGGUCUUGCAAAAAUGGAGCUCUUCUUGUUUCUCACUACAAUUUUACAGAACUUCACCUUGAAAUCCCCGGUAGACCCACAAGACCUAGACCUUACACCACAAAUGAGUGGAUUUGGAAACGUCCCACCUUCCUAUGAACUGUGCUUCCUGCCUCGUUAAUCAAUUGGACUAUUGAACUUUAUAUUGUACUUGUUAUUUUGAGUUUCAAACCGGAAAUGCGCCUUCUAACACAGUGAAAGCAUAUAUUUACAUAUAUAUAUAUAUAUAUAUAU